AUGGCGCUAUACGGAACCUCCGACGCCCUGAUGUGCAGGGCAUUCCCGACAACUUUGAGGGGGCCGGCCCGCGCAUGGUACAGCAGCCUCAAGGCAGGAACCGUCUCUUCUUUCGACCAGCUCGCCCGGGACUUUGAGCUCAACUUCCUCGCCUACGCGCGUCCGAAGCCAUCCGCGGCGCUGCUCCUCGGACUCAACCAAGGGGAAGAUGAGUCCCUUUCCCACUUCUUGGACCGUUUCACGACGCAGAUCCGAGGGCUCUCGGACGCUCAUCCCUCUCUAUUGAUGCAGGCGUUCAUGAUAGGCUUACGACCCUCCAGGUUCUUCUGGUCCCUGGUAGAGCGACCCCCCACAACUGUACCAGAGAUGCUUCAACGGGCGAGCCAAUUCGUCGCUGCAGAGACGUGGAUGGCCGGGAGACCCAGGGGACACAGGGGGACCAAAUCGGAGCCGCCUCGACAGCAACAGCCACCAACAUCUCGGCGCAGGUCGGACAGAUCUGACCCGACGGCUCCGAGGCCCCCCCUGCCAGCUUUGAAUUCAUCUCAAACAGACAUAUUCCUUCAUAUAAGGGGAAAAGGUUUGCUCAAGGAACCCUACCCGAUUAAUGACCCCUGGGUGCUGGCAGAUCAAUCAAAAUACAGCCGCUUCCACCGGCAGCGUGGGCACGACACUGAACAAUGCCGGGAGUUGAAAAGAUAG
This is a messenger RNA of Musa acuminata subsp. malaccensis (wild Malaysian banana), 702 nucleotides long. The record is from RefSeq and is a predicted model, not a curated record. Lineage: Eukaryota; Viridiplantae; Streptophyta; Magnoliopsida; Zingiberales; Musaceae.